Molecule: messenger RNA, 645 nt
Organism: Planococcus citri (citrus mealybug)
Lineage: Eukaryota; Metazoa; Arthropoda; Insecta; Hemiptera; Pseudococcidae
Product: zinc finger protein 225-like
Exons: 4
Coding region: 1-645 (214 amino acids)
Biological process (GO): regulation of transcription by RNA polymerase II
Cellular component (GO): nucleus
Molecular function (GO): DNA-binding transcription factor activity, RNA polymerase II-specific; RNA polymerase II transcription regulatory region sequence-specific DNA binding
Source: RefSeq, a predicted model, not a curated record
AUGUGUGGCAGAAAGUAUAAAAAUAAGAGAAGCAUUUAUUUGCAUAUUAAAUACGAAUGUGGCGUCGAACCUCAAUUCAAAUGUGAUCUGUGUUUUGAUUACGAUGUGUUCGAUCUGAAAAGCAUGUCAAGUGGGCCUCAUUUUUGCCCCAAGAAUUGUGGCCGCAAGUAUAAACACAGACGAAGCUUGAAACUUCAUUUAAGAUACGAAUGUGGUAUCGCUCCUCAAUUCGAAUGCGAAGUCUGCCAGAGAAAAUUUAGCCAUCGAGCUAACAUGAAAAUACAUUGCUUGACUAUCCAUAAGAUAAUUUGUAGACGUAAAAAUGGUGGUACGUUGAAAUUGGUUGGUAGAAAUAAAAGACCAGCGGAGUAUUCCUGUCCUAAUAAUUGUGGAAUUAAGUUAUCGACCAAACCAAGUGUUUAUAAGCAUUUGGAGAGCGAGUAUGAAAUGACAGAUCAGGUGGAAUAUUUCUCCUGUCCCAAUCAGUGCGGUCGAAAAUACAGAUACAAACGUGGUCUAUCGCAGCACUUGAGGUACGAAUGCGGCGUCGAACCUAAAUUCAAAUGUGAUAUCUGUGAUAGGAAAUUUCUACAUCGAGCCCAUUUACGAAGUCAUCGAGGUUUAAUUCAUAAAGUUAUAUCGUAA